AUGUCGUACAACGCAGAUGAUUGUCCCGAUAGUGGCGAUACGGUCGGUUCCGGUGGUGGAAGUGGUGGAUCGUCAGCGGCAAGUAGUGGUGGCGGUGGCACGACCGCCGAGUUAAAUUGCGCGACACCGACCUCACCCGGGAUGACACGGCAGGACGCGGUGGUGGCGAUGCACGGUGACGGGUCGACCGAUGGGGGUGAUGCGGCCAGCAGCACUACAGCACCGAUGCCCGGCUACGAGCCAUGCGAUCCGCUAAUUAUCUUGAAUCUAUUUCAAUCCCUGUCCGCCACCACCAACUCGCUGGAGCUGCAGAUGAAAAUCAAUCUUCACCUGAAGGCCCUCACCCGAUCACCGUACGUCUUUCUCGUGCCAAUCCUGCAUUCCAGCGAGGAAGGUCUCAUACAGGUCAUUAACGAUAACGUGCUCGAGAAGGAGAUUCGCUUUUCCAUCAACUCGUCACAUUUCCGCAGUGGGUCACAUCACAACGGUUACCCAUUCGUCAUCGAUGACCUUAACAAGGAUUUUUCCGAAGUAAUUGAGAUGGUUGUCGGCAACAAGCACAACACCCUGAUCUACGACAUCCUAGGCCCGAAGGUGAGCAAACUCCAGUCACAAACAUCGACGACAUCGGCCUCCUCAACGUCAUCGCUGAACGAGCUGAACUUCACGUCUUCCGUCCAGCAGACGCAACAGACGUACAACGGUGCUACGAUGGUUCCACCGCUCCAGCAACAGCAGAUCGCAUUGUUCGUCUGCAUUGCGGGCGACAGCUCGUCCCGAUCGCGGUAUCAAUUCUACAUCGACGAUACGUUCCGGUACGUACUCGGACACCUGGUGACGGCGUUCGAGCUGUACGAGGAAAAGCGUGUUCGUGAUCAGUGCCAAAAUUUGCUCCAAGUUGCCCGCCGGCUGCUGGGAAAGAUAGGUGAUCUGGGACAGCUGCUGCGGGGCGUGAUGACCGAGGCGAAGGAGCUGGCGGCCGCAGAACGAUGCUCUCUAUUUCUGCUCGACAAGCACACCGGCGAACUGGUUUCGAAGGUUUUCGAUGGCAAUGAGGCCUCGAAGGAGAUACGCAUCGAGAGCGGCAAAGGGAUCGCAGGGUACGUCGCACAAACUGGGAAACUGCUAAACAUCCGCAACGCAUACCAACAUCCACUGUUCUACAAAGGGGUGGAUGAGUCGACCGGCUUCAAAACGAGGAAUAUUCUAUGUUUUCCCAUCUGUGACGAGGAAGGUGUUAUCGGUGUUGCUCAGCUGUGCAAUAAGCUGAGCGGAUUCCAUUUCGACAAAUGUGACGAAGAGGUGGCGACCGCAUUCUCCGUCUACUGUGGCAUCAGUAUUAUGCACGCCCUCGUGCACAAACAGGUCCAGAAGGCAGAGGCACGCUACAAACUCUCCCAGGAGCUGCUGCUCUACCAUAUGAAGGUGCCGGACAUGGAGGUAAAUCACGCACUGGAAGCAGUGAAGGAACCGGAUCGGGAGCAGCAGGAACUCUAUCGGACCUUUCCACGCUUCGAAUUCUGCCCGCGGGAUGUAAAGGAUCAGGCACUGUCGGUACAGCUGGCGAUGCGAAUGUUUUACGAUCUGAACUUUGUCAGUAGCUUCAAGAUACACGAGUACAAGCUGGCUCGGUUUGUGCUGCUGGUGCAGAAGGGCUACCGGGACACACCGUACCAUAACUGGUGGCAUGCAUUCUCUGUCGCACACUUUGCUUACUCGCUGAUGAUGAAUCUACGGUUGAUUGAGCGUGGCAUUAUAACCAAAAUGCAAGGCUUUUCCUUCCUGAUUGCGGCAUUCUGUCAUGAUUUGGAUCAUCGAGGCAUUAGCAACUCCUAUCAAACACAGACGAGCAGCCCGCUGGCUCGCCUCUACAGCAGCGAGGGAAGUGUGAAUGAACGGCAUCAUCUAUCGCAAGCCAUCUGCAUCCUGAACGACUCGAGCAGCAAAAUACUGGACGGAUUAUCGACGACAGAGUUCAAGGAAUGUAUCGACUAUCUGCGGGAGCUUAUUUUGGCUACCGAUCUGGCGAAUCAUUUCCGUAUCCUGCCCAGGUUGAAGAAGCUGAGGGCUGAGUACUUGACCGAAGGAUCGAAUCAACGGCUAUUGCUGUCGCUCAUGAUCACUUGUUGUGAUUUGAACGAUCAGAUCAAGUCCUGGAAGACGGUGCAACACGUAGCGCACCUCGUCUAUGCGGAAUUCUUCGCAGAAGGUGACCUGGAGAAGCAAAUGGGUCUACGACCGAACGCCAUGAUGGAUCGCAAGAAAGCAUGCAUCCCGAUGCUUCAGAUCGAAUUUCUAACCACCGUUAUACGGCCAACGUUUGAAAUUUUGGUGCAAAUCUUCCCGGAAACCGGUACGUUCCUGGAGACGAUCGAUAGUAAUCGCGAACAGUGGGAACGGGUACGGAAUCGAGCCGCACAGCAAGGCAAUGGUAGCGAUACGGCCGGUAACGGUGCAACGGAACCGUGCAGUGGAUGCAAUGCGACUGCCGAAUGUUGUGAUUUUACCUGCUACACAAAGGUGAACGAUUAA
This is a messenger RNA of Anopheles maculipalpis, 2532 nucleotides long. Its product is annotated as cGMP-dependent 3',5'-cyclic phosphodiesterase-like. The record is from RefSeq and is a predicted model, not a curated record. The transcript is spliced from 12 exons. Gene Ontology annotation, biological process: positive regulation of gene expression; cGMP catabolic process; regulation of mitochondrion organization. Gene Ontology annotation, molecular function: 3',5'-cGMP-stimulated cyclic-nucleotide phosphodiesterase activity; 3',5'-cyclic-AMP phosphodiesterase activity; 3',5'-cyclic-GMP phosphodiesterase activity. The coding region runs from base 1 to 2532 and encodes 843 amino acids. Gene Ontology annotation, cellular component: nucleus; synaptic membrane; mitochondrial inner membrane. Lineage: Eukaryota; Metazoa; Arthropoda; Insecta; Diptera; Culicidae.